CGCUGAUAUUUGCACAACCUCGCAUAGAACAUAGGUACUUUAGAAGUGAUUGAAGUGAGCAGUAGAGACCUCAUCGUCUUUCAAUACAAAUCAACCUGAGUGCCAAAGCUGUCCAUGUGCAAGGAUCGCUUUGAGCACACACAGCCCGCGCUGCUGCUCUCCUGGCGGUGGGCAGCUGCCUGUGUUGGAAGGCUGAGCAGUGUGGGGAGAGUUAACCCUCGGAGGAAACACGUGUUGUGUGUGGGAAUAGGGCUGUGCUGUGGGGUGUGCAGUGGUGGGAGGAGGGCUGGGGAGCUGCUCUGCUCACUGUGCUUCGUUGGGGCGUUGGUUCAUGGAGGGCAACAUGAGGAGCGAGGUAGACUUGCUGGCUGCUGUCACUGUUCUGGGAGUCCUGGAGCAAGCCUACUUUGCACUGCAGGUGAUCUACGCCCGGCGGAAGUACAAGAUCUCCCCCCCGGACACAAUGGGUCACCCCGAGUUUGAGCGGAUCUUCAGGGCUCAGGCGAACUGCACCGAGUACUUCCCCAUCUUCCUCUCUCUCCUCUGGGUUGCCGGGAUCUUCUUCCAUCAAGGUGUGGCCGCAGCCUGUGGUGUGCUGUACCUCCAUGCGCGCUUCCGCUACUUCCGGGGCUACACGCAGGCCGCGCAGGGACGGUUGGGGCCGCUGUAUGCCAGCGCCCGGCUGCUGUGGCUGCUGCUGGGGCUGGCGGUGGCCGGGCUGCUGGCACACUUCCUGCUGCCCCCGUCCCGCCCCUGGGUGCCAGUGUGGCCCUUCUGGCUGCUCGGUGCCCACUGAGUGAGGCCACGGCUGCCCCGGUGUGACUGUCAGCCUCCUGUCCCGCCGCCCACCUCAUCCCUGUUGGAGCGUCACGCGGUGGAGAUGCAAGAAAUAAAUGCCUAUCCUC
Molecule: messenger RNA, 905 nt
Organism: Gallus gallus (chicken)
Lineage: Eukaryota; Metazoa; Chordata; Aves; Galliformes; Phasianidae
Gene: LTC4S
Product: leukotriene C4 synthase
Exons: 5
Coding region: 344-796 (150 amino acids)
Biological process (GO): leukotriene biosynthetic process
Cellular component (GO): membrane; endoplasmic reticulum; nuclear envelope
Molecular function (GO): leukotriene-C4 synthase activity; glutathione transferase activity; enzyme activator activity
Source: RefSeq, marked validated